AUGCUAGAGACAUCCAGUUGUAUCCAGACUGUGAAUUGGCUAAAGCCUAUUUCUACUUACGGAUAUCGCUCUGUUGCUACCGAUCAACUAAGAGACAAACAGAAAGAGCUAGCAGCUCAGCUUGCAGCUAUCAGAGAGGAUGUCGCCUUAAACCGUUCAAGGUGCGAGAUUUUACAGAAGGAGAAGGAGGAGCUUGAAGUAAAACUUGCUACUGAUGUGAGGGAGCUUAAAUUUCAACAGCAAGCUGACCUUGAAGAACUGAAGGAACGCUUUAACUCCCAAUGCAUCCAGGAAAUUGAACGCGUAAAAGAGGAGCAUGACAUCCUUCUCAAAGAAAUUCAAUUCCAUCACCAGGAGCAGAUCAAAACACUAUCUGCUAAUCAUGAGGCCGUCCUGGCAGAGGUGAAACUUUCCCAUUCUGCCGCCAUUCAAUCGAUGAGCGAUGACCAUGAGAGACUGGUUGAUGAAUUGAAAGAAAGCCAUGAAUAUGAAAUGAAACAGCAUGAGGACAACUUUGAAAAACUUCGGUUGUCAUUACAGGACCAGGUGGACACACUAACAUUCCAAAAUCGUUCACUUAAAGACAAAAUAACAUGGCUGGAAGACUCUUUAAAGAAGAGCACUAAAGAGCAGCUUCAGGUUGCGUUAGCACCUUAUCAGUACUUGGAACAAGAUCUAAACAGUAUGAAGGCAGUGCUUGACCUGAAGAAUGAAUUGAUUCGGAAGAAGGAGAAACGAAUCAUGGAAUUGGAAAUGCUGGCUGAGACAAACUUCAUUCUGGAGAAAAAGGUCCAAAUUCUUCAGCAGAAAAAUGAAGACCUGAGUGCACAGAUUGAUAGAAACACCGAAGUGACACGGCAAUUAUCUGCUGAAAACACCCAUCUGCGUGAGAACAUAGAGAAAGAGAUCAGGGAAAAGAAACAACUGAGCAUGACGAACGAAGAGCUUGUUUGGAAGCUUCAGAAUGCAAAGGCCCAACCAACUGCCUUUGUUCCCUAUUGAUCGUUCAACAUCUAAAUCUGUGUCUCACGUGAAAGUCAGCUCCACAAAAUGAGACACUCUACUGAAUCAAUGUAUUUCUGAUAACACCAACAGAACCUGCUAUUUUUUAUG
Messenger RNA from Spea bombifrons (plains spadefoot toad), 1113 nucleotides. RefSeq names its product microtubule-associated tumor suppressor candidate 2-like. Gene Ontology annotation, molecular function: microtubule binding. The transcript has 9 exons. Lineage: Eukaryota; Metazoa; Chordata; Amphibia; Anura; Pelobatidae. Bases 1 to 1002 code for a protein of 333 amino acids. Gene Ontology annotation, cellular component: nucleus; cytoplasm. The record is from RefSeq and is a predicted model, not a curated record.